Beauveria bassiana ARSEF 2860 is the source of this 1581-nucleotide messenger RNA. Its product is annotated as dihydrolipoyl dehydrogenase. The transcript has 4 exons. The record is from RefSeq and is a predicted model, not a curated record. Lineage: Eukaryota; Fungi; Ascomycota; Sordariomycetes; Hypocreales; Cordycipitaceae. Gene Ontology annotation, cellular component: mitochondrion; oxoglutarate dehydrogenase complex. The coding region runs from base 1 to 1581 and encodes 526 amino acids. Gene Ontology annotation, molecular function: dihydrolipoyl dehydrogenase (NADH) activity; flavin adenine dinucleotide binding.
AUGCUUUCUAUUCGUUUGAUACCCAGGGCUGUUGCUCGUCCAGCUGCCUUCAAGCGAACUGCUGCUAUCGUUCCCGUUGCUCUCUCUCGCUUCAGCCGUGGCCUUGCAACCGCUUCCGGUUUGUCGAUUUCGACUUGUUCUGCGAAACAGCGAGGCGCCCCUGCUGACAUCUUCUCAGAGGACAAGGAUCUUAUCAUCAUCGGUGGUGGUGUUGCUGGCUAUGUCGCUGCUAUCAAGGCUGGCCAGGAAGGCCUCAAAGUCACCUGCAUCGAGAAGCGUGGUACUCUUGGUGGUACUUGUCUGAACGUUGGCUGCAUUCCUUCCAAGUCACUUCUCAACAACUCCCACCUUUACCACCAGAUUCUUCAUGACACAAAGAACCGAGGAAUUGAGGUCAGCGACGUUAAGCUGAAUCUUGCCAACUUCAUGAAAGCCAAGGACACAGCCGUCACAGGUCUCACUAAGGGCGUCGAAUUCCUCUUAAAAAAAAACGGUGUCGAAUACAUAAAGGGCGAGGGCUCCUUCGUUAACGAGAACGAGAUCAAGGUCGCUCUCAACGACGGUGGCGAGACAUCUGUUCGCGGAAAGAACAUCCUCAUUGCCACCGGCUCUGAGGCUACUCCCUUUCCCGGUCUGGAGAUUGAUGAGAAGCGCGUCGUCACCAGCACUGGCGCGCUCUCUCUCUCUCAAAUCCCUGAAAGUAUGGUUGUUGUUGGUGGUGGUAUCAUUGGCUUAGAGAUGGCUUCCGUCUGGUCCCGCCUUGGCUCCAAGGUUACCGUUGUCGAGUUCCUUGGCCAGAUCGGUGGCCCCGGCAUGGACAGCGAGAUUGCCAAGUCGACUCAGAAGCUCUUGAAGAAGCAGGGUCUCGAUUUCAAGCUCAACACUAAGGUUCUUAGCGGCGACACGUCGGGCGAGAAGGUCAAGUUGGACGUUGAUUCUGCCAAAGGUGGCAAGCCCGAAUCCCUGGAUGCUGAAGUCGUUCUGGUUGCCAUUGGCCGCCGCCCAUACACUGCUAACCUUGGCCUCGAAAACAUUGGCAUGGAGCUGGAUGAGCGUGGCCGUGUUAUCAUCGACUCCGAAUAUCGCACCAAAAUUCCCCACAUCCGCUGCGUCGGUGACGCCACCUUCGGUCCCAUGCUGGCCCACAAGGCCGAGGAGGAGGCUGUCGCUGUCGUCGAAUACAUAAAGAAAGGUUUCGGUCACGUCAACUACGGCUGUAUUCCCUCUGUCAUGUACACCUACCCCGAGGUCGCUUGGGUCGGUCAAACCGAGCAGGACCUGAAGACUCAGAAGAUUCCCUACCGUGUCGGUACUUUUCCAUUCAGUGCCAAUUCCCGUGCCAAGACCAACUUGGACACCGAUGGUCUCGUCAAGAUGAUUGCCGACCCCGAAACUGAUCGCCUCCUUGGUGUUCACAUUAUUGGGCCUAACGCCGGUGAAAUGAUUGCCGAGGGUACCCUUGCCCUUGAAUAUGGCGCCUCGACCGAAGAUAUCGCCAGAACCUGCCAUGCCCACCCCACACUAGCCGAGGCUUUUAAGGAGGCUGCCAUGGCGACUCACGCCAAGGCUAUUCACUUCUGA